AUGGGUAAGGUUGGAAGGCACCGCAGUGGGUCAUCUGGUCCAAGCUCCCCACUCGAGCAGGGUCAUCCCAGAGCACACGGCAUUGCAUUCAGACCGUUCUUGAGUAUCUCCAGUGAGGGAGACUCCACAAGCCCUACGGGCAAGAAGCUCUAUCCUCCAACAAAAGACGCCCCACGAAAUGAAACGGAGUUUGCUUUAAAAGCAGAACACAGCAAACAGAGAGGUCCCGCUGGCCCGGCCCACGGCGCUCCCGCACCCGCUGAGUGGCCCCGGCCCCCCCUGCGUCGCGCCCUGCCCGGCCUCCUCCCGCGGCGGCUCCGCUCGCUCGGCUGCUCCGGCCUCGCCAUGUCCGCUUCCAGCUCCUCGGCGGCCGCGCUGCGCCCGGCCACUCACCUGAUCUUUGACAUGGACGGGCUGCUGCUGGAUACAGAGCGUCUGUAUUCAGUAGUGUUCGAAGAGAUCUGUGGGCGUUUUGGAAAAUCAUAUACCUGGGAUGUGAAAUCCUUGGUUAUGGGUAAGAAACCCCUAGAAUCGGCAGAAAUUAUUCGAGAUGUUCUAGAUCUUCCAAUAACCAAAGAAGAGCUACUAAAUGAAAGUAAAAUCAUGCAGAAGAAGCUAUUCUCUACUACUGCAUUAAUGCCAGGGGUCGAUAAGCUGAUCCGUCAUUUACACAAACACAACAUACCCAUGGCUGUUGCCAGCAGCUCAGAUGAAGUCUCAUUUCAGCUGAAAACAACCAGACACAAAGACUUUUUUGGUCUUUUUCAUCAUGUUGUGUUGGGAGAUGACCCUGAGGUGAAGUGUGGCAAGCCACACCCUGAUCCAUUUCUGGUUUGUGCAAAGAGAUUUCACCCUCCUGCACCUCCAGAGAAGGAUCAUAGAAUAUCCAGAGUUGGAAGGAACCCACAAGGAUCAUCAAAGUCUAACUCCUGAGUCGGCACAGGACAGCCCCAGGAAUCACAUAAUGUUCCUGAGAGCACUGUCCAAAUGCUGUAAGGCUUGGUGCCAUGACCACUUCCCUGGGGAGCCUGUUCCAGUGCCCAACCACCCUCUGGAUGAAGAACCUUUUUCUAAUAUCCAACCUAAACCGCCCCUGACACAACUUUGGGCCAUUCCCUCGGGUCCUGUCACUGGUCACCACAGAGAAGAGAUCAGUGCCAGCACUUCCUUGCAUGAGGAAGCUGUAGACUGCUAUGAGAUCUCCCCUCGGUCCCCUCUUCUCUGUGGUAGGGCAGAGUUGCACUGCCUUAUGAUUACUAAAUGUGGGGAAAAUUGCCCUAACCAUCCCAACACCUGUUUUCAAUUACUGAAAUUACUUGUGGCAGUGAUUUUGGCAUUAGUAGCAGUAGCAGUGCUAAUAAUAUUGAUAAUAAAUGCAAUAUGAAUUGCAGAGACCAUGUGUCUGACAGUAUAGGUCAUAAUUUUUUGGAUUGAUGAAUGCCAAAAGCUGCUUUGGAUUGUCCAUAACCAAAAAUUCAAACUGAAUACUAUGUAAUGGCAAGAAGAGAUGCUUCAUUAUAUAAAUUCUGGAAUGAACUCCAGAAGUAUUAUCUUUUAUUUUAUAAAAUUUCAGAACAUAUGAUUUUAAUAUAUUUAUCUUAUAUAUUUAUUAUUCAAUAUUCUGAAUUUAAAAUACAAAAUCUACAUAAAUAAUGUAUGAUUAUUUUUAAAAACUUUGCUUCCAAACUGCAAUCUUUAAUGAUUGUGACUGUUGUGAGGCAUGGAACUUCUGCCUGACUAAACUAUCUCUUCUCUAAAUCUAACCUUGCAAUCUAAUUGCUGAUUUUCUUUCUCAUCAUUGCUUUGAAAGAAUUAAGCAAAUAGAGCAUGUCUUUGACAGCACUCCUCUGAAAAGUGAUUUUUGUCUUACUCUCCACUCAUCCAAAGUCCUACUAUUGACCUAGGUAGUGGCCUUCCCCAUCUUGUGUAUGUAGGAAAUGCCACACCUGUAAGUGAAACCACUGCUUUUGCCAUUUUGUAAAGUUGGUUUGGAAAAGUUAAAUUGCCUGCUUAUAAAGGUAUUUAAGCAGUUGCUUAACUUUAAGCUUCUGAUUAAACUCAUCCCUAUAAAAAACAAAGCACUUAGGAACAUCUGGAUAACAAGUUUCUGGGAUUUAAGUAUGUCUAUUGAUGUUUUUUGAAUUUAAAUUAAUUAAAGGUUAAUUACCGUGCAGAUGUUUGAAUUGAGACAUUUGCCCUUGUUCUGAUUAGGAGUGUCUAACCUAGUAAUGGAAUUCAGUUUUUCUACUAAGUUUCAUUUGGGAUCAUUCUCUCUUUUAAAACAAACUAUUUAAAGUUCAUAGUAACAUUAUUCUUUAUUUUUUUCCCCUGACCUCCUUG
This is a messenger RNA of Pseudopipra pipra, 2340 nucleotides long. RefSeq names its product pseudouridine 5'-phosphatase (gene PUDP). Bases 1 to 933 code for a protein of 310 amino acids. Gene Ontology annotation, molecular function: phosphatase activity. The transcript has 4 exons. Lineage: Eukaryota; Metazoa; Chordata; Aves; Passeriformes; Pipridae. The record is from RefSeq and is a predicted model, not a curated record.